AUGGACUUGCGAGAGCUCAUUGCUGCUGUCAACAAUGACAUUGGGAAUUUGCAGUCGGGUGUUCAGAGUCGAGAGCUGAGGAAUGUCGAUCUCUUGUAUCAGUGCGAUCAUGUCGAACCUCCGGUCGAGGAGGAGAAAGCAGCGGCUGCUGUAUCCGACGAAGACCUGCUCAAGAAGAAGCUUCUUGCUUACAUGACCAUCGCAGAAACUCUCUCCUCCUCUCACUGGAACCUCGUGCGAGCUGAUGUGGCCUCCUCCCCGGCAUGUCGCAGAGUGCCCAAGGGAGGAGGAGCCGCUGAAUGA
Messenger RNA from Guillardia theta CCMP2712, 303 nucleotides. RefSeq lists its product as hypothetical. Bases 1 to 303 code for a protein of 100 amino acids. Lineage: Eukaryota; Cryptophyceae; Pyrenomonadales; Geminigeraceae. The record is from RefSeq and is a predicted model, not a curated record. The transcript is spliced from 4 exons.